Oncorhynchus mykiss (rainbow trout) is the source of this 1425-nucleotide messenger RNA. The record is from RefSeq and is a predicted model, not a curated record. NCBI's taxonomy places the organism in Eukaryota, Metazoa, Chordata, Actinopteri, Salmoniformes, Salmonidae.
GAAACUGACUCUACGACAGGUGGAUCUUUUAAUACAGCGUUCUGCCGACAUCAUUUUUCACAACUUGACCAAACUGGAGGUUCUGGAAAUGUACCACUGCAGGAUUUACUCUUUAGAGGGGAGUUUAACUAAAGACUUGAAAUCUUUGAAAAGAGUGUAUUUGCAUAUAGAGAACAUUUAUAAUGUAUUCUACAGCUUUAUUGAACCUCUCUCUAGUCUUAAGCUUUUGACAUUUGAUAAUUUACAGAUGUUUUGCAGUUGUGACAAUGCUUGGCUCAUUACAUGGGCAAAGGGGUGCAGGCAGGUUGAAGUGAUCAUGCUUGGUCCGUAUGCUAAAACCGGUAUGUAUGCUUUGGAGGACUUGAUAUGCUUGUCGGACAAUGGAAUAGACACACCUAAUUUUGUCAAGUACACAGAAGCCAACUGCACAACAGAGGUUGGCUUUGUGCUCUUUGUUGCGACUGAACAGGAGUCCUGUUCUUCAUGCUGGUGGUGUUGGUCCAUAACCUGGCCGGCCCCUACCUCCUCCCCCUCUACCACAUCACCCUUGGCUGGCUGUUAGAAGCCAUGCGAUCCAACACCAGGGGGCGCUACCACUACGAUGCGUUUGUCUCCUAUAGCGGGAAGGACGAGCGCUGGGUGGUGGAGGAGCUGCUUCCCAAUCUGGAGCAGAGGGGUCCUCCUUUCCUGCGCCUCUGUCUGCACAGCAGGGACUUCCAGCUGGGGAAGGACAUUGUGGAGAACAUCACAGACAGCCUCUACCGGAGCCGCCACACUCUCUGCCUAGUCAGCCGCCACUACCUACGCAGUAACUGGUGCUCUCUGGAGAUGAAGCUGGCCACCUACAGGCUGCAGCUGGAGCAAAGGGACAUCCUCCUUCUGGUCUUCCUGGAGAAGAUCCCCCCUCGACAUCUGUCUGCCCACCACAGGCUGGCUCGCCUGCUGAAAACCAGGACUUAUCUGGACUGGCCCCAGGACCCCCUUCAGCACCAGGCAUUCUGGGACAGACUGUGGGCUAAACUGAAACCUCAGACCGAGCUUGAGAUCAGAGGUUGAUGUUGAACCAUGUGGACUGAAGCUAGACAUCAGCUGUUGAUGUAGAACCUUGUGAACUGAAAAGUGACAUCAGAGGUUGAUGUAGAACCUUGUGGACUGAAGCAUGAGAUCAGCGGUUGAUGUAGAACCUUGUGGACUGAAAUGUGACAUCAGAGGUUGAUGUAGAACCUUGGGUAUAGAAAUUUGACCAGAGGUUGAUGUAGGACUGUGUAGACUGACUUGUGUCUUCAGAGGUUGAUGUAGAACCUUGUGGACUGAAAUGUGACAUGAGAAGAUGAUGUUUAACCUUGUGGACUGAAAUGUGACAUGCAAUGUUGACACAUAUGUUGAGCUGUUGAAUUUGUUGUUAAAAGUCCUCCGUACAAAAUG